UACGCAUGCGCAAACAGGGGGCUCGUUUCGGGAUCGCGCACGGUAUAGGAAACUUUCGUCACUAACAGGAACGCGCCUGGGGAACAACAUUCAUCGGGGAGACGUACUGAAAUCAACACGCAGAAAUGGCUCGUCUAACGGUACUACUGCUCUUUAUGGCUCUUGUGGUCUUAGCUGUGGGCAAACGAGGAGGAGGGAGUAAAGGUGGGUUUGGUUGGGGCAAAACUAGUAGUAACAAAGGUGGAUCCAGCACUGGAACUCAAGGUGGCAGCAGCAGCAGUAACAAAGGUACACCAUCAAAAACACACGAUACACAUUCAGCUCCAGUAAACUACCCUCGGCAACCUCAGGUACCAAACCGGAAUCCUGGAGGUGGAUACCCUGCUCAAGGUAGCUACCCAGGCCGAAAUCCAGCACAAGGUGGUUACCCAGCUCAGGGUGGGGUUCCAGCUCAAGGUGGUUAUCCUGCUCAGGGUGGUUAUCCAGCUCAAGGGAGAAAUCCAGCACAGGGUGGUUAUCCAGCUCAAGGUGGUUACCCAGCCCAAGGUGGUUAUCCAGCUCAAGGUAGCUACCCUGGCCGAAAUCCAGCACAGGGUGGUUACCCUGCUCAAGGUGGCUACCCAGCCCAAGGAGGUUACCCUGCUCAAGGUGGCUACCCAGCCCAAGGAGGUUACCCUGCUCAAGGUGGCUACCCAGCCCGAAAUCCAGCACAAGGUGGUUACCCAGCUCAAGGUGGCUACCCAGGGGGAGCAGGUUCUUACCCCAAUAGGUACCCUGGACAAGCAGGAGGAAACCCCUACCCAGCUGGAGGCUCUUAUCCAGGCUAUCCAGUCCGAGGAGCAGGAGGUUCCUAUCCUAACCAGUAUGGAGGGGGUGCAGUAAGACCAGGAGCAGGCACAGGUGCAGGUGCAGGUGCAUACCCUUACUGGAACCCCAAUAACAAAAUCAUGAGUCCAGGCUACGGUGGUAACUACGGUUCUUAUGGGCGUAACAAUUACGGUGCUGGUAGAUCACCCUUUGCCCAGUCCGUGCAGAAUAUGGGUAUGGGUCCUUCCAUGAACUCUAAGGGAUUCGGCAAGCAGGCACUUAUGGCCGCAGGGGUCGGAGCAGUUGCCGGCAUGGCUAUUGGCUACGGUAUUGGAAGUUUUCCCCGCCCUCGUUUUAAUUUCAACAACCCGCAGGAAGAAUAUUACUAUAAUAACUACAUGUACAAACGCUAUGGUCAAACACCCCCUAACGGCAAUGUGAAUCAGAACACCAACUCUCAAGGUGUCAGGCCAGACGGUUCUGGAUCAACUUCUGGGGGUCAAAGUAACAAUGACCCUCAUGACAUUUUCCAGAAUCCUCCACCUCAGUCUUAUGAUAAGUACAUGGACAACUGCAUGAAAAGGAAAGACUUGCUCCGAGAUAAGGGUAAUAGCAGAUCAAGGAGAUCCAUGGAUCUGCUUGAGCUUCAAGCUGCAGCUGGUGGUGAGGAGGCUACUGAUUCUGCUGUCGCCCAAGAAGAUCCCACAAGCACCAAUUUUACCCUUGAAAGAGCUGCAUCUGAAACCAGUACAAAUGGCCCCUUAUUAGAAACCCCCAAGCUGACUCAAACACCCGGUCAACCUCAGAAGCAAACCCAGGGUGUAGAAGAGGUACCUAAGGAUGUUGAUGAUACCGUUAGCAUUAUGGAGAUUGGCUAUCCUGCGUUAAUCGAGCAAAUGAAAGCACGACGCUGUGUCGAGCUUUACAUGGUUUACGCAGAGCAGCAUGCAGCAAAACAGGUGCAAGUUCGUAGUAACGUCGAUCAACAAACCAGAGGCAAUAACGGUCACCUGUCUGGACCUCUUGGCCAUGGAGUAGUCCUUACAAGCAUUCUGUCUAUUAUCAUCAGUUCAUUUCUAUGAAGACAUUACUGACUUUCUGAAAGAGGUUGCAGGAGAAGUCACAAAGUCAAAAAUAGGAAAAUCUGACGUAAGGUUUGGACUCUCAGCUGGAAACAAAUCAUUGUUAACACCCAUUACAUUUUAUUCCAGAAAUUCCUCUUGGAUGUUUUUGAAAACUUCAGACAGUAAUGCACUGUUAAAAGACUACUUGAACAUUUAGCAGACGCACUAACAAUAAGAGACUAUCUCAGUAAGACUAACUAGUAGUAUCGUUGCUCACAAUGACUAACAUGAAUAGUUCCUCCUAGUCAUUUGAAAUUGCAACUUAAGGUACUGAAUAAUUUGGCAUUGGCCAUGUUAAAUCCAUUUCAAAGUUUGUAUGGUAUCCACUAUUCAGUUUUUCAUAUUUUAACACUGCCAGUGACCAUCUCGCAUGUUGUUUCAUGACAUCUCUACACGACAUAUCGCACGAGUACUCUAAUAUCCCAAAAAACAUGCAUGACUUGGUUUUAACUCUUGUUGUUCGACUGGCAAAACUACUUUAAACAACCAACCAUAUUUUUUGUGUUUUUAUGUGCACUUCUUGUUUAGUAUUUAACUUGAAAAGUUUUUAGUAUUUUUUAUUGUUUGAACUGUUCUACUGACAUAAUUAUUCCUCUUUAAUUGUUCUUAUAAAAUAAUUUAAUUGGUUUUCGUAGCUUUCCACUGUUGGUUUUGUUAUAUAACUUCACUUGUGUGUACAUAUCAGUUCGUUCUCAACAGUACUACGUACGAUAUUAUGGCUGUUACUCACAGGUUAAAUGUAGUUUGGCACUAAAACCCUGUACAGACAGAUUGUUUUGUUAUGCGGUACAUUGGAUAUCAAGCGGCUCUGGGAUAAUGCACCAGUUUUAUUUGAAUGUAAACCUUUUUUAAUAGUUUGUUUACUAUGGUUUCAUUGAACAAUACUGCUAACACUUAAGAGUUUAUAUUAGGUUGUCAAAGAAGUUGAGCACUUUGCUAUAUCAUUCUUCUUAUAUUAAAGGACUUUGGCAUUCAAUGAAACAAACAGCAGACUAUAAUACUCUUAAGGUCGUAUUACCGAAGACCCAUAUGUGAUGUUAAUGUGAUGCUUUGACAUGUCUUGAAUGUUGAAAUUGUUUGUACUGUUACUGUACCAUAACUCAAGAGUAAAAUAAUGAUUAGCACCUUA
Messenger RNA from Paramisgurnus dabryanus, 3060 nucleotides. RefSeq names its product prion protein, related sequence 3 (gene prnprs3). Gene Ontology annotation, cellular component: membrane. Lineage: Eukaryota; Metazoa; Chordata; Actinopteri; Cypriniformes; Cobitidae. Gene Ontology annotation, biological process: protein homooligomerization. The record is from RefSeq and is a predicted model, not a curated record.